AUGAGCCACCUCUUCGGGCCCCGGGUGCCCGCCCUNNNCGCCUCGCCCAUGCUCUAUCUGUACGGCCCCGAGAGGCCCGGGCUGCCUCUGGCCUUCGCCCCCGCGGCGGCCCUGACUGUCUCGGGGCGCGCCGAGCCUCCCCAGAAGCCACCCUACAGCUACAUCGCGCUCAUCGCCAUGGCGAUCCAGGACGCGCCCGAGCAGCGGGUCACGCUCAGCGGCAUCUACCAGUUCAUCAUGGACCGCUUCCCCUUCUACCACGACAACCGCCAGGGUUGGCAGAACAGUAUCCGCCACAACCUGUCGCUCAACGACUGCUUCGUCAAGGUGCCCCGCGAGAAGGGGCGGCCGGGCAAGGGCAGCUACUGGACGCUGGACCCCCGCUGCCUGGAUAUGUUUGAGAAGGGCAACUACCGGCGCCGGAAGAGGAAGCCCAACCCCGCCUCCCGCGGUUCUCCGAAGAGCUCCGACAGGUCCAAGAGCUUCAGCAUAGACAGCAUCCUGGCGGGAAGGCAGAGCCAGAAGCCGGCCGGAGGGGACGGGUUCCCGGGGGGCGCCAAGCCGGGGCCCGCCGGCCGUCUGGGAGCCUCGCUCCUGGCCGCGUCCUCCAGCCUCCGUCCGCCUUUCAACGCUUCCCUGAUGCUCGACCCUCACGUCCAGGGCGGCUUUUACCAGCUCGGGAUCCCUUUCUUUUCCUACUUUCCCCUGCAGCUGCCCGACACAGCGCUCCACUUCUAG
This is a messenger RNA of Carlito syrichta (Philippine tarsier), 738 nucleotides long. RefSeq names its product forkhead box L1 (gene FOXL1). The record is from RefSeq and is a predicted model, not a curated record. Gene Ontology annotation, molecular function: DNA-binding transcription factor activity, RNA polymerase II-specific; RNA polymerase II cis-regulatory region sequence-specific DNA binding. NCBI's taxonomy places the organism in Eukaryota, Metazoa, Chordata, Mammalia, Primates, Tarsiidae. The transcript has 3 exons. Gene Ontology annotation, biological process: anatomical structure morphogenesis; regulation of transcription by RNA polymerase II; cell differentiation. Bases 1 to 738 code for a protein of 245 amino acids.